AUGGCGACCUCAGGCGAAUCGCUUCCAGUUCGUGGAGACAAAGAGAGUCAUACCCCGGACCUCAAAGAGGUUGACUCACAUUCAACAUCUCUUGAUCUGCGGCAUGUUGAGCGUGCAGCUACUUGGAAGAUAGAUUUCGUUGUGGUCCCUAUCGUAGGGUUGUUCUAUCUCUUGUCGUUCUUGGAUCGCGCAAAUGUAGGAAAUGCGCGCGUUGCUGGACUACAAACGGAUCUCAAGAUGACUGACCAUCAGUACUCAACGGCCUUGACUGUUACAUACGUACCCUACAUCGUCAUGGAGCUCCCUAUGAAUCUACUUAUGAAACGUCUUGGGGCGAAUAUCACUCUUCCGCUAAUGGUCACUCUGUGGGGCAUGGUCACAGCCUGUCAAGGAGCUGUGAAGACUUACGGUGGUCUCUUGGCCUGCCGAUUUUUCCUGGGAGCCUUGGAAGGCGGUCUUUUCCCUGGUAUUGUACUGUAUCUUUCGACAUUCUACAAGAGGCAUGCCAUGCAACUACGGUUUUCAUGCAUGUAUUCCAUGACGUCUCUCGCUGGUGCUUUUUCUGGCCUGCUUGCGGCUGCUAUAGAGAACAUGGACGGGCUGCGUGGUCUUCGAGGAUGGGCUUGGAUUUUCGUUCUGGAGGGCCUUUUUACUGCCUGCGUUGGUGUCGUCGGAUUCUUCAUAAUGCCAGCAACUCCCGCCGACAUGCCUUUCCUCAGUGAGGUCGAGAAGAGUACGUAUAUCGAGAGUUUGGCAGCAGAUUGGAGUGGCGAUGCGUACGAGGAGGAAUUCAGUUGGUCAGAAGUGUGGAGCGUCUUCGUCGAUGCGCCGCAGAUAUUGCUAGGUUGUCUUCCUCUUUUCUUCAACGGUGUAACGCUCUUUGGUCUCGCAAACUUUACUCCGACGAUCGUCAGUGCGCUCGGAUUCUCUACGACUCGCACCCAACUUUUGACUGUGCCGCCUUAUGCAUGCGCUUUCGUCACCAUGGUCAUAUGCUCCUACUUUUCAGACAAGUACAAGACACGCGGCCUCAUGGCCGUCUUCGUUAGUCUCGUUGGUACCGUCGGCUUUGCGAUAUUCCUGGGUACACCGAACAAACAUGCGAACUACGGUGCCCUGUUCCUGCAGAUAGUGGGAAUAUACUCGGCAGCGCCGUGUCUCAGCACUUGGCUCACGAACAACGCCCAACCUCAUUACAGAAGGGCGACGGCUGUAGCCCUAGCAUUCAUGAGCACGAACGUCGGAGGCAUUCUCUCUACAUGGAUCUUUAUCGACCCGCCUCGAUUCCACAUUGCCACCUCCAUCAAUCUCGCCUUUGCGCUGGGCAUGGCCGUUGUGUCCGCUUCCCUCGUCUUAUACCUGACGAGGAAGAAUCAUAUGAAGCGCGCAAUGGUCACGACGCUCAUGAACGAGAAAGGUUUAGGUAGAGGGGAAGGAGAGUGGGAUAGUGACCAGGAGAGGCGCCGUCUUGGGGAUCGUCAUCCGAGGUUUGAGUACACGUUGUGAGGAUGUUACUCUAGUGUCUUACACUUUCUAUAUUUCCUCUCUAUCUCACGAUUCUU
Molecule: messenger RNA, 1562 nt
Organism: Stereum hirsutum FP-91666 SS1
Lineage: Eukaryota; Fungi; Basidiomycota; Agaricomycetes; Russulales; Stereaceae
Product: MFS general substrate transporter
Exons: 13
Coding region: 1-1506 (501 amino acids)
Biological process (GO): transmembrane transport
Cellular component (GO): membrane
Molecular function (GO): transmembrane transporter activity
Source: RefSeq, a predicted model, not a curated record